Caenorhabditis briggsae is the source of this 363-nucleotide messenger RNA. Lineage: Eukaryota; Metazoa; Nematoda; Chromadorea; Rhabditida; Rhabditidae. The record is from RefSeq and is a predicted model, not a curated record. The coding region runs from base 1 to 363 and encodes 120 amino acids. The transcript has 4 exons.
AUGACAGUUUCGAAUGUCAUUGAUCAGAUCGGAGAGGCCAAACAACGUAAUCGGGAGCUUCAAUUAGAAUUUGAGAAGUGGAGAAGUGGAACCAUCAAACUCUCAUGCAACUGCGAUUCAGUGGACGCCAGAGAGAAAUAUCCCACAAUUUUCAUUGCAGAAUGCAGAGACCUGUCCGAAAGAUUCGUCCGAGAAGUUGCUCAAUUGAAGAACCCCCUGCUCAGUGCCUAUAACUUUUACCGGGUACAAUCUGCGCGUAGGAGAGAAGCUAAAGCUGAACUUUUCAGUGGAAUGGAAGCAAUUGUCGGAAGCGGAGGAGAGAGUUUGGAUGAAAAAGUUCAAUCAAUGGGGUUCGAAUUUUGA